AAUUUAUUAUCCUCCACAAGGUUUAAGUUUCGUGGCUGGCCGCUUUCCCUCGAAAAGUCUCGCAAACGGAUCUCUUUGGAAACGCAAAGAAAAGCCCGACAUCUCCCCAGUUCCCACGCACAACUCAGCGGUCCCCACUUCAUCUUGCCAACUCACACCAUCACAACCGCCCAAAUGCGCUCAACAACCGCCCUCGUCCUCGUCCUCGCCCCUCUCGCCGCCGCCCAAGGCGCAUGGAACCGCCGCGUCUACUUCACCGACACCGUCUGCACCGGCACCAUCGGCUACCAAGAACACGUCUUCACCCCCAACGCACCCUGCGCCGGCCCCACCCAGCCCCUCACCGCCGCCUGCGAGAUCAAAUCCACCGACGCCCGCGUCAAAUCCGCCGAGGCCACGCAGUGCGAGAGCGUAUCUGUAAACAAGGAUGUGUCGGAGUUGCCGUUUUUCCCGGCGGCCGAAGUUGGGGUGGGGAUUGCCGGGGCGAACUAUUUGACGUUGAAUGUGUAUUCGGCGGCGCAGGUCGCGGGUGCGUGUCCCGUGGUGACGGGUGGGAAUGUGCAGAUCACGCAGAUUACGGCGGCGGCUGAUGGGGCGUGCCAUGUUAUGGAGCCCGGUAUGUACUUCAAAGCAAGCUGCACGGCAGACGGCGGCGUGUUGGAGUUCUGCAACGACGCUCAGUGCACCACAUGCCCGACCACGAAACGCACAGCCGUCAAAGCCGAUUGCUCUGGAGACAUGUAUCAGGGCCAGCCCACCAAGGCGAUUUGCACUCUGCCGGGUGCCGUCGUUGCCGGUGGUAACGCUACCACGAGUGCAACAUCAUCCGCAGCUGCCUCUGCAACGGGUUCGGCGACGGCCGCUGCUCCUUCGGCUACGAGCGCACCUGGGAACUCUACCGGGACCGCGAAGAACAGUGGGGCUGUGAAUGUUGCUGGCGUUGUGUUCCCUGCUCUUGCCGCUGCUGGUGCCGCGGUGUUCGGUAUCUGAUCUUGUCUGAUUGAGGAGGCUCCAAUGGACGUAUAGUACUUUCUCGGCGUAUGGACCUUACUGUAGCUGUACUUUCUCUCUUCAUCCGUUUCAGCAAGGGCAUGUAAUUUACAUCGGACACUUUCUCAAUUUUGGGC
Fimicolochytrium jonesii is the source of this 1127-nucleotide messenger RNA. RefSeq lists its product as uncharacterized. NCBI's taxonomy places the organism in Eukaryota, Fungi, Chytridiomycota, Chytridiomycetes, Spizellomycetales, Powellomycetaceae. The record is from RefSeq and is a predicted model, not a curated record. The coding region runs from base 175 to 990 and encodes 271 amino acids. The transcript has 2 exons.